AUGAUAUUCCUGAUCGGCAAACCCACCCGCCCAAACCUCGACUAUUCCGACGGUGGCUUGGGCCUCUGGCUCCGCCUGACUCCCGUGCCGAAGAAAGAGAGCAGCAGCAAACAGGCGAGUCGCACCUGCACCUGCGCCAACCACAGUGCGGCUUCAAAUACCACCAGCGACGGCAGUGUCGCUCCUGCCACUACGGCUCCCAGCCAGAAAACUACAUCCACCGCCGCGAACAACAACGGACUGAGGUUCUUGCUGCCUUCCGCUCCGUUGCGUCUCGUGCCUGCGAUCACCGUGGCGGCGACCAAGGACAAGUGUGAGGGGGAUGUUGAGAAGGGCUCCGAGCAGGAAGAGAAGCCCAUCCUGGAGGCUGAGGUAGUUGAUGCGCCGUAG
Messenger RNA from Didymosphaeria variabile, 390 nucleotides. RefSeq lists its product as uncharacterized. The transcript has a single exon. Bases 1 to 390 code for a protein of 129 amino acids. Lineage: Eukaryota; Fungi; Ascomycota; Dothideomycetes; Pleosporales; Didymosphaeriaceae. The record is from RefSeq and is a predicted model, not a curated record.